Molecule: messenger RNA, 7734 nt
Organism: Bufo gargarizans (Asiatic toad)
Lineage: Eukaryota; Metazoa; Chordata; Amphibia; Anura; Bufonidae
Gene: EXOC6B
Product: exocyst complex component 6B
Exons: 24
Coding region: 30-2477 (815 amino acids)
Biological process (GO): intracellular protein transport; Golgi to plasma membrane transport; exocytosis
Cellular component (GO): exocyst; membrane
Source: RefSeq, a predicted model, not a curated record
GAGAGGGCGGUGCCUGAAGUCCAGCAGACAUGGCGGAGCUGGAAACAGCGGCGGAACAUGAGCGGAUACUGCGGGAGAUCGAGAGCACGGAGACGGCAUGUAUCGGCCCCACACUGCGGUCUGUAUACGAUGGAGAGGAGCACAGCCACUUUAUGGAGAAGCUGGAGGUGCGGAUCCGAAACCACGACCGCGAGAUUGAGAAGAUGUGCAAUUUCCACUACCAGGGGUUUGUAGACUCCAUCACCGAGCUGCUGAAAGUGCGGGGGGAGGCCGAGAAACUGAAGAACCAGGUGAUGGACACCAAUAGGAGGCUGCAAGUGGACGGAGCAGAGUUGUUGUCCACCAUGAGGGAUCUGCAGCAGUGCCGCAUCCAGCAGAGGAACAUCACUGCCACCGUGGAGAAGCUCAGUCUGUGCCUGCCCGUGCUGGAGAUGUACAGUAAAUUACAGGAGCAAAUGAAAGCUAAAAGACAUUACCCUGCACUGAAGACCCUGGAGCAGAUGGAGCACACUUACCUGCCCCAGGUCAGUCACUACCGCUUCUGUCAGUCCAUGGUGGACAACAUCCCCAAACUACGGGAGCAGAUCAAAGAUGUCUCCAUGUCAGAUCUGAAGGAUUUCCUCGAGAGCAUCCGCAAGCACUCUGAGAGGAUCGGGGAGUUCGCCAUGAAGCAGGCUCAGCAGCAGAGGAGCCUCGACAACAUAAUGACCUUUCAAACCAAGGGCGUCCUCGGAAAGAGAUAUAGGAAGGACCUAUGUCUGAAUCCAGAGAUGAAUGGCACAAGUCCCAUGUCUGAGAAGGAUUCUGGAAUCCUGGAUGUGGAGGAUGAAGAUGAGGAAGAAGAGGCACCGGGCACACAAGACUUGGUCGAUUUUUCUCCAGUGUACCGUUGUUUACACAUCUACACGGUGCUGGGUUCUCGGGAGGUCUUUGAGAACUACUACAGGAAGCAGAGGAGAAAGCAGGCUCGCCUAGUACUACAACCACCAUCUAACAUGCAUGAAACUCUGGACGGAUACAGGAAAUACUUCCACCAGAUUGUAGGGUUUUUUGUGGUUGAAGAUCACAUCCUGCACACAACGGGCGGCCUGGUGAAUCGCGCUUAUGUCGAUGAGUUAUGGGAUUUGGCAUUGUCAAAGACGAUGGCAGCUCUGCGGACGCGCUCGUCCUACUGCUCCGAUCCGAACCUAGUAUUGGAUCUCAAGAACCUCAUUUUGCAUUUUGCAGACACGUUACAGGGCUAUGGCUUCCCAGUGAACCAGCUCUUCGACAUGUUGCUGGAAGUCAGAGACCAGUACAGUGAGAUCUUACUGAAGAAGUGGGCCGGUGUCUUCAGAAGUAUCCUGGACGCAGAUAAUUACAGCCCCAUCCCAGUGAGCGAUGAGACUGCCUUCAAGAAGGUCAUCAGCCAGUUCCCCUUCCAAGACCCGGAGUUAGAGAAGCAACAGUUUCCCAAAAAGUUCCCCUUUUCGGAAUUUGUUCCUAAAAUCUACGGUCAGAUCAAGGAGUUCAUCUACGCCUGCCUGAAGUUCUCUGAAGACUUACAUCUAAGCUCUACAGAAGUGGAUGACAUGAUCAGGAAGUCCACCAACCUGCUGCUGACCCGCACCCUGAGCAACUGUCUGCAGACCAUCAUCAAGCGGAAAAAUGUGGGGCUGACGGAGCUUGUACAGAUCAUCAUCAACACCAGUCACCUGGAGGUCUCCUGCAAGUACCUGGAGGAAUUUAUCACCAACAUCACCAACGUUCUGCCCGACACCGUCCACACCACCAAGUUAUACGGCCUGACCACAUUCAAGGAUUCCAGACAGGCCGCAGAAGAGGAGAUCUACACCAAUCUGAACCAGAAGAUCGACCAGUUCCUGCAGCUGGCAGACUAUGACUGGAUGGCAGCAGAGUCUGGAGAGCAGGCCAGCGACUAUCUCGUGGAUCUGGUGGCUUUCUUGAAUAGCACAUUUGCAGUGUUCACCCAUCUUCCUGCUGCCGUUGACUCGCACUCCAUGAUGCCGGGUAAGGUUGCCCAGACGGCCUGCAUGUCUGCCUGCAAACACCUCUCCACCUCGCUGACGCAGCUGCUCCUGGAGGCGGAAGUCAAGCAGAUCACCAUGGGGGCCCUGCAGCAGUUCAAUCUGGAUGUGAAGGAGUGUGAAAGGUUUGCCAGAUCGGGACCGGUGCCUGGGUUCCAAGGGGACACACUGCAGUUGGCCUUCAUCGACUUAAGACAACUAUUGGAUCUGUUCAUUAAAUGGGACUGGUCAACGUACCUGGCGGACUAUGGGCAACCCAACUGUAAAUACCUGCGGGUCAACCCCACCACAGCGCUCACGUUACUGGAGAAGAUACACCGCGUAAUGAAAGAUCCCAGCAGGAAGAACAACGUCUUUGCUCAAUUCCGAAAGAAUGAAAGAGACAAGCAGAAGCUCAUAGAAACCGUGGCCAAGCAGCUUCGGGGCCUAAUCAUCAGCCACCAUUCAUGAAGCUGUGACACCGCGACGAACAUGGGAGCGUGCAACACCUUGUACACUGAACCAAACUGGAGCUCAGCGCUCCUGGCCUCACGUCUAGUAUACGGCUCCUCUGCUGCCCUCUCGUAAAUCGCAAUGCUGGGCCAAGAUUAAACAAGGGGAUCUAGAAUUUUAUAAUGCUUUUGGCAGGCGCUGGUGGCUGUUCUUUACUAUUGCACUGAUAUUCUAGGUUUGACAUGUACAGUGUUAGGAAAUGUCAAUUUUACAUGUUUUUAGUACACAUGACACUGAUACAGAACUUCUUAUAGAUAAAUGGAAUUGGGGAAUGUAACCGAUGCACUCUGACCUUUAGAUGACACACUAAUCCACGCUUAUAGACUAAGAAUUUUCAGGAGAAACAUGGCGAGAGGACUCAUUACUGGAAAUGCUGACCUAAUCCUACCACUAUGAGGGAAGAAUUAAUGCUACUCCCGGGUCUUCUCUUAUCUACUCUUUCUGUGUUCUACUAGUGACAGACCUGAUGUCUGGUGAAACCUUCCCUACUACAUGCUGUGUGUUAAUUCUAGUUCCGUUCUUGACUGAUUAGAAGAGAACAUCAGUGCAGUCCAUGAUUUUUUAUCUAUGACAUAGGAACCACAGUAUUCAACAUUUUUUCAAAUGUUCGUUGGGCAUCUCUCGGUCUGGAAAUCCUUAGGAAGCACAACUGUUUUCAUAAAUGCCAAUGAAAUCACUAAUGAUUCACUGAGACUUUGGAAAGGGAGGAGCCAUGAUAGAUUGUAGAAAGCUCUGGCCUUUACCCAAGGCGGUUUGGAGUGUUUUUAUGUUCAUUGUGCCUUUGCUUUCAGUAUAAAAAAAAAUAUAUCAAAGAGCCCAACCUGUUUUAUGUUAUGACAUGAUUUGGAAUAGUGGGAAACCUCUUCUGCCACAUUUGUAUCUUUGUUGGGGCAAUGCAGGCUAGAUGUCCCCAAACAUAAUGUAUGAUGGCAAAAAUUCUUUAUGGGGGACAUACUAGGAUCUUUGAUACCAACCUGGAUGCACCAUGACCAGCCAUUUCUCGUGUGGGCUACUGCAGACAAAUGAUUAUUGGGCGUUUCAGUUCUUCUACAGUUUGUGUCGAGUCUCUUCAUCUGUAAGAUGCUUUCUAAUAUUGUUUAGGGAUGAGAGGACCUGGUCAAGGCUUUUUGAAAAUAUCUUCCUACCCCCAAUUAGGAUACACUGGAAGAACAGAUUCAAGGAAUUUUUUUUUUUUUUUUUUUUUUUUUUUUUUUUUUUUAUGGAUUCAAGGGAAUAAUCUACAAGUUGGGCCACUUUGUAUUCUAUGGGAUCUUGAUAAUAUUUUCGUGCUCAGUUUCCUUCAUUUCUCCGGGGAUCAGUCUACAAUAAAAGGGUCCUUUCCCUUGUGUAAUGUCGCCAUCACUGGUCCUUUAUGGAGGCCUUCUACUCCCGCUAAUGUUAACUGGACUGGUCAUUGGAAUAUUAUCUUUUGUGGUCAGGUCACGAUCUGUAAGAACCUAGUGUGAUCUUCCUCAUUUCACCAAUUCUAUCCCUACAUCGAAGCCACAGAAUAAGCAUACGUUGGCACCAUCAUGAAAACUAUCUCUGUAUUAUGAAGCUUAGUGUUCGAUGUGUAGGUAGGAUGCACAAUGUGUCUUAAUAGUUAAUGGCGUAUUGUUUACGGAAUAUUUUUUUUCUUUACUCCAGACCAUAAAAUAUGAGGUGCCGUAACUGCAUCAGAUCCCUGAGACAAAAUUCUCUUCCUUUAUGCAAUUUUUUUUUUUACCAAAUUCUGGUUUGAUUUGUUGUAAGUGAUGGAGAAACUACCCUCCCCCCGAUAUGUAUUGCUUCUCUGUGUUCUGCUCAAUGAUAAUACUUCCUUAGCUGAAAACGUAUGCCAUGUGGGGCACGCUGCCUAACCGCUACAGUCCCCUGUAUAUAUGGUUGUCAGACAGCAUGUCACUAGUAACCAGUCUUUCUCAGAUUACCUAUGGCAUAGAAAAGUGUGGUCUCUGCAAAGGUUUGUAGUGCCAGAAGUAGGAUCUCUAUCUGAAGUGUCAGCAAAGCAAUAAAACUUCUGUACACACUGGUCCGAUGCAAUAAUCAAAGUUUAUUUUUCGAAUUUCACUUGGCCAUUUUAGUUUUUAAGGUUUCUGCCUUCCCAGGACCUUCUUCAGAAACAGUCUGUCCAUAGAAAUGCAAUACUUCAGCAUUCAAUGUAAAUAAAAUGUAAGGCGUAUUCCGGUUAAAGAAAGUUAUCCCCUAUACACAGGAUAGGGUAUAACCAUUAGAUCAGUGGUUCUACUGCUGGGAGAACAGGGGCCUGUACCACAUGGAGCCCCCCUGAAAUACACAGAGCGGCUUCUUGGAAGUGUCUGCCAUCUUUCCAUUUAUUUCUACAGGAACACCUGUAGACAGCCGAGCUUUGCACUCAGCUAUGUCCGGCGCUCCCAUAGCAAUGAAUGGACCAGUGGCGCACAUUUACGACCAGCCACUCCAUCCGUUUCAGGAAGGGAAGGGGGAUACUGGGCCUCCAUUCUUGUGAACGGUGGGGGUCCUAGCAGUAGGACCCCUCACUGAUCUAAUGGUUGUCCCCUAUACUGUGUAUAGUCAAUAACGUUCUCUAACCGGAAUAGUCCUUUAAUCUUCUGUUUCAAUCAUUCAUUCAUUCAUUCGUGGAUCAACGGGAAACCCAGAGUCAAGAUAUGGUCAAUUAAUAAUAGUUGCACUUGGAAUCACAGUCUGGUAUCUUGUGACAACAGGUCCUGUUCAGGGGAAGUGCCCACCAUCAAUGCUCCAAGGGCAAACUUAAAGCCCCUUUCUGGAUAGUAUGGAGUAAAGCUAUCAGAAGUUACACGUAGUCUUCAGAUAGCUGUAUCAGAUCGGUCCCCCUUAUUAAGUAGGAUGAGAGGCUGAUAUGCUUGUAUAGGUAAAGAACCAUGAAUAGGAUUCCCGCUGUAUGAUCCGGAUUACAUAUAGUGACCCUGAACGGGGAGCAGCAGAGCUCAGCAGUGUUCUCGCUCUUACAACCUUAUUAAUCAGAUUUUUGUCGACAUGCGUACAGUAUCCUAUGUAUAUGUUUUACCAUAGGACGCCAAGAAACUACAAGAAUAGAUUGUAUUGUCCAUAUACAUAUUUCUGAAGGUCACAUCUAUAUCUCGCGUCAUAUAUCUGCCUAGCAGGGUGUGUAUUAUUGCUGAGGAAACGUGUAUAUAUAUACAGUGCCAAACCGGCUUUCAAUAUCGAUGCACAGGUUAUGCCAAGAUAUGUUGUGAAACUUUGCACAUAUAUUAUGCAAUCAAAAUUCAGCUUCCUUCAAGUUAAAAAUCUGUCAGCGCUGUGCUAGUGACUGGAGUGAACAUUAUGGUGCAGAUUUACUAGUCCUAGAUGUGGCUUAUUAUCGGGAAUCAACAUGGUCCUUAUAAAGGUGCAGCCAAUCACCCUAAUGAGCAGGACAGGAGCAAAUCAUUCAUGUGACACCUAAAAUUGUCAGUUGUUGGCAGCACAUUGUCUUGUGUAUACUCGAAAAUACCCAAAGUGAAUGGGGACGAACAAUUGUAAUAACCUUCAUUUAUUCUCCUUAGACUUUGCAUCAAGCCUUGUGAAUGGCACUUUAAGCAAACUUCUAUUGGUAUCUGUUUAUUGCCACCGCCAUGUAAGAGGACCCUUAGACAGGCUAAAGAUGCACGCUGGAUGAGCAUGGAGCAUGGCUGGACAAAUCAGAACUGUUCACCAACUAUUGGUCGACUUGGGGAAAGAGAAAGAAGGAGGUGGUACCAGUGUCAAAUACAUUUGGCACAAACUGGUGGUAGUGUAGUCGGUAUAUCUGGCAAACCGAAAUUGUACUAUAGUCUCAUAUAUCUGGCACACAGAGGUUGUACCAUAGUCUGUUACAUCUGGCAGAAAGAGGUGGUUCCAUAGUCAAUUACAUCUGGCACAGAAGAGGUACCUUAGUCCUAUAAAUCUGGCAGAAACAUAUGGUACCAUAGUCCAUUACAUCUGGCACAGAAGUGGUAUAGUAGUCCUGUAUAUCUGGCACACAGGUGGUACCAUAAUCCCAUAUAUCUGGCACACAGAGGUGGUACUGUAAUCCCAUAUAUCUGGCACAAAGAGGUCAUACUGUAUUUUAUUCCCUUAUAUCCGGCAUAAAGAAGUUGUGCCAUAGUCCAUUACAUGUGGCAGAGAUGGUACCGUAGUCCCAUACAUCUGGCACUGGUAGUCAGCUGAUGAUUUGAUGACUCAAGGUGAACAGUUCUUACUGCUGUAAUUAUCCAGUCAGGUAGCUUCAGAUAACUGUCUGUGUCAAACACUCGUGCCAAUGUAGAGACGUAGCUGGUUCUCCACUGAAGCAUGCUAAGAAGAAUGCACAAGUAGUUUGGUGUGUGCCUUCAGUGAUGGUGCUACAUCAUGUGAAACUGUAAAAUGCUCCAAAAACAUCAUUCAUAUAGGAUGAGACUUUUCAGUAACAUUGAGUUAUUAUUUGAAGUGUUAAGAUACAUCUAAGGGAAGCAUUGGUUGGUGGUCAAUGAGAUGGGACGAUCACCGCUCCUAAGAGGCUGCAGUGUACAUACCAGUCUCAUUCAUCUCACUGGGAACAGAAAUUGGAAAUUAUGAAAACUCAUCAUCAAGUUAAAGGGUCUUGGCAUUCUUGCAAUCAGUGGUGUCUCGAGUCAUGGACCUCCUGAAAUACUAGUGUAGAAAACUAGGAAAUUAUGGCAGAAUUGGUUGACUGCACAGGUUGUCUUAGAAAAAAAAUAAUAAUUAAAGUUGCCUUUUUCAUGCACCUUCUUCACACAAUGAAGGCAGCCAUAAGAGUGACUGUAAAGUGAGCUUUGUAACUUGGCAACCCCCCCAACUACAACAGGACUGACAUCAACUACUUGAUAACAGAGAAACCAGGAUGACAAAGGGAAAAUUGUAUUGGUUAGCAAAUGGGAUUGGUCAGGGAUAUAGGGGGAUUCGAAUCCCAUUUGCAAUAGUGCACUUUUAACUCCUUUUCUUGCCAGGGAGUCUUUAUCCUUCAACAAUUUUGUUUUAAGGUGGAGGCUAUGAGGAUCUGGUCGGAGCCUCCCCAGGUUUUAUGGUUUUUCAAUAGACUUGAGAAGUAACACCCCAGAGGUAGACAGGUAUUUACACCUGUGGAAUAUCAACCAUGAGUUACCGGGUGUCACAUUUAGACUUUUUGUUGACUGGAAAUGUUAUAAAUUGCUUUCACACCCCUUGUACUAUAUUGUCUUACUUACAGAGCCAGAAUAAAAACUAACUAAAUCCACAA